This is a messenger RNA of Culex pipiens pallens (northern house mosquito), 1992 nucleotides long. RefSeq names its product transcription factor grauzone-like. Gene Ontology annotation, molecular function: histone deacetylase binding; DNA-binding transcription factor activity; RNA polymerase II cis-regulatory region sequence-specific DNA binding. The coding region runs from base 89 to 1894 and encodes 601 amino acids. Gene Ontology annotation, cellular component: nucleus; cytoplasm. The transcript has 2 exons. Gene Ontology annotation, biological process: regulation of transcription by RNA polymerase II; cell fate commitment. The record is from RefSeq and is a predicted model, not a curated record. Lineage: Eukaryota; Metazoa; Arthropoda; Insecta; Diptera; Culicidae.
UGAAAACCCUGAUUUCCCCAUACAAAUUUAAAUUUCUUACCACCACUCGAACAGCACCACCUCUGAGCAGUUUCGCCCCGUUCAAACCAUGAACGACCCGGCCAAGCCCCCGGCCUGUUGCGCGCUGUGCGGCCUCACCCGGACGCAGGCCGUUCAGCGGGGCCUCUGCAUGCACCAGUUCCCCACGAGUCCGUCGCUGCGCCGGGACUGGGAAGCGUUCUGCGGUGGCCGGCCGGGCAAGCUCCUCUGCAGCGGGCACUUUACCAGCGAUUGCUACUACGGUGACUUUCCGUCGGGUAAAACGCGCAAGCGGAGGCCGCUGGCGCGGGGAAGUGUGCCCACGAUCCGGAACCCCUGGGGGCAGCCCGAGCUGGAGGAAGUUGAGGCUGUUGCUCCGGUGGUUGGUAAGCGGGUUAGACCCAGCUGCUUUCUGUGCCGCCAGCGGACGAAGCAUCACGUUCCGCUUGUUGGUGGCGUUCAGCCGAGUCCGUCGGAACCGAUGUCCAGCGAGGAGUGGGAGUCGUAUCGAGGGACGGUGAUUGCCAAGUACUUUUCGUUUGAGGUUGCUUCGAUGAUUGGGGAGGUCGUCUGCUUGCAGUGCUGGCUGAAGGUCGAGGAGUUUCAUCGGUUUCACGGUGAGAUUGAGGCGGCUCACACGGAAACGGUUCCCUUUGCACACGUCCAAGUGAAGCAGGAGGUGGCUGGAGGGUUGGACGAUGGAGUGGUCAAGCAAGAACAACUGGAGAGCGUGAUCGAGGUGAAGGCUGAGCAAAUUGUCGACUAUGAAGCAGGAGAUUGUUUUAAGAGAGAACCUGAACCGGAAACCUCUUUUGCUGAUAACUUCGACGACAGUUCGGACCACGAAUCGGAGGAAAACGUGGUAGAAGAGUCCAACCAGGAGCCACCGCCCAAAAAGAAGAAACGAACAAUCAACGCUUUGCACAAAUCCGACCAGUUGAUAGCCCAGAACUGCGUCAUCAUCUGCGACCAGUGCUCGCAAACUUUCGACAAGUUCUACCAACUUCAAAUCCACUGCCGCGAGGUUCACCAAACCAAGGGACGCAUCACGUGCUGCAACAAGGACUUCAUCGAGCGCGCUCGGCUGCUGGAACACCUGCGCAGCCACGACGAUCCCGACCUGCUGCGGUGCGUGGUCUGCCAAGCUCUGCUAUCGUGCGCCGGAAAUCUCCGCCGCCAUCAGGUGCAAAAUCACACCGUAUUCACCGGAACGCCGGUGAACGCGAUGACCUGCGAAAAGUGCGCCAAGACCUUCACCGACAAGUCGGCGUACAGCACCCACGUGAAGGGCCACCUGGCGCUGGAGACGAAGCAGUUUCAGUGUGUGGAGUGCGACAGGAUCUUCAGCAACAGCUCGCUGCUCAAAAAACACGUCAUCAAACGCCACACCCUAAAGUUCGACUACGUCUGCGAAGUCUGCGCCAAAGGGUUCAUCUCGCGGCAGGAGCUCGAAGCGCACACCACUUCCGCGCACGAUCCGGACGCCGCGCAGGCGAGCCGCGUCCAAUGUCCGGACUGCCACCGGUCGUUCUCCAAGUGGAGCCUGCGCAAGCACCGGCUGAUGAUGCACGAGACGAGCGAACCGGUCAGCUGCGAGAUAUGUGGCAAGCAGGCCCCGAACCGGGUCGCGCUCGGAAGUCACAAGCGGUUCGUGCAUCGGGCGGGGAAGUUCGGCUGUACCGUUUGCGAGAAGACGUUCGCGAAGGCCAUCAGCUUGCGCGAGCACAUGAGCACGCACAACGGAGGUGAUGGCGAAGGGUUGUACACGUGUCCGCACUGCCCGCGGACGUUCAACUCGAACGCAAACAUGCACUCCCACCGGAAGAAGGUGCACUUUGAGGAGUGGUUGCAAGGGAGGAUGCAGCGACGGAACUAGGUCUUGCGGUUUUUUGUUUGUUUGUUGCUGUACCCUUUUGUAUAUCUUCAAAUCAUAUAAAAAAGAAGGGAAAAUCUCUAAAAAUUGCAUAGAACUCG